AUGACAAUCUUAGCUUCAAUCUCAUCAAUUGGUAAUGUUAAAUCAAUUUCAAAAUCAAAUAAUUUUUCAUCAUUAUCAAACUCGUCAUUACAAUCAUCAAAUUCAAUUCAAUGUGGCUGCGGUGGGGGUAGUCCAUUAAUUGGUACUGUUGGUAAUCUCGUAGGUGGUGUACUUGUCGGAACUGGUAUUAUUCUUGGUACUGUCGUUGGAACUGUCAAUGGUGUUGUUGGUGGUUUAUUAAGUGGUCCAAACUGUGGUUGCCAUUAA
Messenger RNA from Dictyostelium discoideum AX4, 267 nucleotides. Its product is annotated as hssA/2C/7E family protein. Lineage: Eukaryota; Evosea; Eumycetozoa; Dictyosteliales; Dictyosteliaceae. The coding region runs from base 1 to 267 and encodes 88 amino acids. The transcript has 2 exons. The record is from RefSeq and is a predicted model, not a curated record.